This is a messenger RNA of Rhinopithecus roxellana (golden snub-nosed monkey), 3421 nucleotides long. RefSeq names its product SET domain containing 3, actin histidine methyltransferase (gene SETD3). The transcript is spliced from 13 exons. Gene Ontology annotation, biological process: actin modification; positive regulation of transcription by RNA polymerase II; peptidyl-lysine trimethylation. Gene Ontology annotation, molecular function: protein-L-histidine N-tele-methyltransferase activity; histone H3K36 methyltransferase activity; transcription coactivator activity. NCBI's taxonomy places the organism in Eukaryota, Metazoa, Chordata, Mammalia, Primates, Cercopithecidae. The coding region runs from base 1501 to 3288 and encodes 595 amino acids. The record is from RefSeq and is a predicted model, not a curated record.
GUCUCCCCGCUGCUCGGGGAAGGCCGUGCGGUUUUAUGUUCCUUUAUGCGAGUUCUCGGUGCCCACCGGGGUGCCCGGGGACCAGCCCCCGCCUCCUCCCGCUCGGUCCAGUUAGGAAGACGGUCGUAGGAAAUAGGUCGUCUUUCUUCCCACGCGUCCCUGGCCGUGCUCCACACGCGCAGUGCCCUACCAGGGAGAGGCAUUCAGUGCUUUAGAGUUUGUCAUUCCGGCGUUAAACUCUUCUCCUCGUGGCUCCAGCCUGGCGAUGCAACUCUGUCUUUCCCCCGUCUCCACUCGGGAAAAGGAGCCGACAGUGACGCGCGCCGCUGGCUGCGGGGCUCACCCUCGUCGGGCCGGGGUUGGAAGGAGGGCGUUUAAGUAUUACAGAGGCAUUCACGGCUUAGGACCACUCGGACCGUGUUAUUUUGCUUUUCUAAAUAAAUAAGGUGAUAUUUCAAAAAUACUUUUAAAGUGUGCUGACAAAUUAAUAUUGCUUUUAAGAAUCCUCGAAGAGUUACCUCUCUCUUCGUAGCCUGAUUGUGGUACUGAUGAGACCACUAUAAAUGCGUUUGUCAAAACUCAGAACCGGACACUGAAAAGUGUGAAUUUUACCUUAUAUAAAAUAUACCUCUCCCUCUCCCGUUUUUCUUCUUGAAGUGACCUUGCCAGUAUUUCAAAACUGAGCUAACCAGUAAUAAUGUCGGAGAAGUGUUUAUUAUUUUAAGUGAAUACCUUUAAUCCAAGAAUAUAGCGAAAUAAAUCUAGUCUUCCUCUCCACUGUUAAAAUUUGCCAAGACUUGCUUGAACCUUGCUGUAUAUACUGUGUUUAUACGGGCUGCCAUGCGUGAAGAAAGUUCAGCAGUACCGGAUUAGUCCCCGGGGCCGCCGUGAUUGAUACUUUGGUGAAAUUCCAGCAGUUUACCAAGGAGUUUUUCUCUGGCCUAAGAAAGUAGUUUGCAAAGCCAAGUUCUCAAACAGCUACAGAACCUCUUUAUUGGGACCCCAGACAACCUUGGAUUUUAGCCUUCUGCUACCCCUUUCCUGUCUGCCCUCUAAGUGAUUAUAAGUUAGUAUCUGAAAUGGAACUCUAGUCUGAAGGAGUGAAAUGGUUGCUUCUCCAGUGUGCUAACAUCUCAGGGCUUUUUUUUCCUGGAAUUGGAGUGAUGUUGGAUUUGAAGAUUAAAACAUCUUAUGUUUGUAUGUACGGUGAUAGCGAAAGCUACUUGUGAGAGCACAGUGACUGUCAGUGAGAAAGUGAUGGCUACUGCGAUGCUUUUCCGUGACAUUUUAAAUGAUAAUUAAACUUUCGCUUUAGAAGCCUAGAUAAUGAGAAAAAUGUGGAGGUUGUACUCAGAUAUUUUUCCUGUUUAAAGCUCAACCACUGAACAACUGUUUUUGUUUUGAGAGUUCUGAUAAACGGUCACAACAGCCUCCUUGAAACACAGUACUCUCCUGCCUGGAGGAGAAUGACAGGAUGACGGCACCGGAGAAAUCAGAAAAAUGGGUAAGAAGAGUCGAGUAAAAACUCAGAAAUCCGGCACUGGUGCUACAGCAACUGUGUCACCGAAGGAAAUCUUGAACCUGACCAGUGAACUGCUACAGAAAUGCAGCAGUCCUGCACCUGGCCCAGGAAAAGAGUGGGAAGAGUAUGUGCAGAUCCGGACUCUAGUUGAGAAAAUACGGAAAAAGCAGAAAGGUCUGUCCGUUACUUUUGAUGGAAAAAGAGAAGAUUACUUUCCUGAUCUAAUGAAAUGGGCCUCUGAAAAUGGGGCUUCUGUCGAGGGUUUUGAAAUGGUUAACUUCAAAGAAGAGGGCUUUGGUUUGAGAGCAACAAGAGAUAUCAAGGCAGAAGAAUUGUUUUUAUGGGUUCCACGAAAAUUACUAAUGACUGUUGAAUCUGCUAAAAAUUCAGUGUUGGGGCCCUUAUAUUCUCAAGACCGAAUCCUUCAAGCCAUGGGAAACAUAGCACUGGCCUUUCAUUUGCUGUGUGAACGAGCCAACCCUAACUCCUUCUGGCAGCCCUACAUUCAGACUCUCCCUAGUGAAUAUGACACACCUCUCUACUUUGAAGAAGAUGAAGUUCGGUAUCUUCAGUCCACACAAGCUAUACAUGAUGUCUUCAGCCAGUAUAAAAACACAGCUCGACAGUACGCCUACUUCUAUAAAGUCAUCCAGACCCAUCCUCAUGCCAACAAACUGCCCUUGAAGGAUUCUUUCACUUACGAAGACUACAGGUGGGCAGUCUCUUCUGUUAUGACGAGGCAAAACCAAAUUCCCACAGAGGAUGGUUCCCGAGUGACCCUGGCUCUGAUUCCUUUAUGGGACAUGUGUAACCACACCAACGGCCUGAUCACUACCGGUUACAACCUGGAAGAUGACCGCUGUGAGUGUGUGGCUCUGCAGGAUUUCCGGGCUGGAGAGCAGAUUUACAUUUUUUAUGGCACUCGAUCCAAUGCAGAGUUUGUGAUCCACAGUGGUUUUUUCUUUGACAAUAACUCACACGACAGAGUGAAAAUAAAGCUUGGAGUGAGUAAAAGUGACAGACUCUACGCCAUGAAGGCCGAGGUCUUGGCUCGUGCCGGCAUCCCCACUUCCAGCGUUUUUGCGUUGCAUUUUACGGAGCCGCCCAUCUCUGCUCAGCUUUUGGCUUUUCUCCGAGUAUUCUGCAUGACUGAAGAAGAACUAAAAGAACACUUACUGGGAGACAGCGCUAUUGAUAGAAUCUUCACCUUGGGGAACUCAGAAUUUCCUGUUAGCUGGGACAAUGAGGUCAAACUUUGGACGUUUCUUGAAGAUAGAGCCUCACUUCUUUUAAAAACAUACAAAACAACUAUCGAGGAAGAUAAAUCCGUCUUGAAAAACCAGGAUCUUUCUGUUCGUGCAAAAAUGGCCAUCAAAUUGCGCUUAGGUGAGAAAGAGAUUUUGGAAAAAGCGGUCAAGAGUGCAGCUGUCAACCGGGAAUUCUACCGCCAACAGAUGGAGGAAAAGGCUCCGCUUCCCAAAUACGAAGAGAGUAACCUUGGGCUGUUGGAGAGCAGCGUGGGGGACUCGAGGCUCCCCUUGGUCUUGAGAAACCUCGAGGAGGAGGCUGGAGUGCAGGAUGCCUUGAACAUCAGAGAGGCCAUCAGCAAAGCAAAGGCCACAGAAAACGGGCUUGUAAACGGUGAAAACUCUAUCCCUAACGGGACCAGGUCCGAAAAUGAAAAUCUCAAUCAAGAAGAAAGUAAAAGAGCCGUUGAAGACGCCAAAGGAUCUUCUUCAGACAGCACUGCUGAAGUUAAGGAGUAGCUCCAGGUGAAGCUGGGUGGAGGAUCCAGUGGAGCAGGAGCUGACGGACGGUCCGUUCACAUCGCUGUGUUUCCUUGUUAACAUUUUUCUUUCUGCAGAGAGGAAGAUAUGUUUUUGCUGCUUUAUAUAAAAA